Molecule: messenger RNA, 1899 nt
Organism: Cariama cristata (Red-legged seriema)
Lineage: Eukaryota; Metazoa; Chordata; Aves; Cariamiformes; Cariamidae
Product: leucine-rich repeat and fibronectin type III domain-containing protein 1-like protein
Exons: 2
Coding region: 13-1899 (628 amino acids)
Molecular function (GO): protein binding
Source: RefSeq, a predicted model, not a curated record
CUUUUUCUUACGAUGGAAAGGCUGGUUGUCUAUCUACUGGUUAUUAGCACAGCCGUGAAGGCCAUGAUGUGUCCCAAAAGAUGCAUGUGUCAAAACCUGUCUCCAUCCUUCACAAUUCUCUGUACGAAGACGGGGCUUCUCUUUGUGCCCCCCAGUAUUGACAGGAGAACAGCAGAACUAAGGUUAAUGGAUAACUUUAUUACUACACUUAGGAGAAAAGAUUUUGCAAACAUGACUAAUCUAAUUCAUUUGACGCUAUCGAGGAAUACAAUAAGUCAAAUCAUGCCUUAUGCAUUCUUUGAUCUUAAAGGCCUUCACGCCUUACACUUGGAUAGUAAUAGACUGACUUACAUCAAUGAAGAUCAUUUCAAAGGUUUAAUUAACCUUCGGCAUUUAAUACUCAGUAACAAUCAGUUAAACUAUAUCUCUCCUGGGUCAUUGGAUGACUUUAUUGAAACAAUUGAAGACCUGGAUCUGUCCUACAACAAUCUCGUUAACGUUCCUUGGGAAACAAUUGCCAAACUUUCUAAUGUCAAUACAGUCAGUUUGGAUCAUAAUCUCAUUGAGUUUGUGCCAGAGGGAAUCUUCUCAAACCUUCACAAACUUGCCCGUCUAGACAUGACCUCCAACAAGUUGAAAAAGAUCCCUCCCGAUCCUUUGUUUUCCAGAAUACCGGUGUACGCCAAGUCUAAAGGAUCUCCACUGUCGUCCCUGGUGCUUAGCUUUGGAGGGAAUCCUUUGCACUGCAACUGCGAACUCGUGUGGUUGAGACGUCUCACCAGAGAAGAUGAUCUGGAAACCUGCGCCUCUCCACCAGAACUGAUGGGCAAAUACUUUUGGUCUAUUAAAGAGGAGGAAUUUGUCUGUGAACCCCCGAUGAUAACACACCGAACCCCAAAACUCACAGUGACAGAAGGCCAAAGCGUCUCUUUGAAGUGUAAAGCUGUUGGCGACCCAGAUCCCUACGUUCGCUGGAUCUCACCUGAUGGGAAGCUGGUCUCUAACACGUCUAGGACGAUUUCUUACGAGAAUGGUACUCUGGAUAUUUUGGUUACUUCUUUGACUGACAAGGGCACAUUUACCUGCAUAGCAUCAAAUGCUGCGGGAGAGUCGACAGCUCCAGUCGAACUCCUCAUUACCCCGUACCCUAACCUUGCUAACAGUACCAACUGCGAUAAAGAUGCGGAGCCUGGCCCCUCAGAUAUUCUCAUAUCUGCCAAGUCAAGCUUUCCAAAUGAAACAAAGGCUCAGCAAGAGAAGGUGGUCGUGGUUGCUGAGCUGACGUCGUCCUCUGCUCUUAUCCAGUGGCCUUCUCAGCAUCAGCUCCCUGGGAUUCGAAUGUACCAGAUUCAGUAUAACAGUUCUGCUGACGACAUACUAGUGUACAGGAUGAUUCCAGCUGCUAGUAAAUCCUUCUUCUUGACUGAUCUGGUUGCAGGACGUGAGUACGACCUCUGUGUUCUUGCUGUUUAUGAUGAUGGCUUGACAUCUUUGACCGCAACCAGAGUGAUCGGAUGUGUGCAGUUCACAACCCAGGAAGAAUACAAACAGUGCCAAUCCCUUCACGCGCAGUUUCUUGGAGGAACCAUGAUCAUCAUUAUUGGGGGUAUCAUUGUGGCUUCAGUUCUUGUUUUCAUCUUCAUCCUCCUCAUGAAAUACAAAGUCUACAACAACCACCACAAAAAUAAAACUACUAAAGUGAAUAAUGUCUGCUCUCAAACCAAUGGAAGCCAAAGUGGCUCGAUGGCUCGAUCCACUUCUAAACUUGCGGAGAGGCGGGAAAGUUUGCACCAGGAAUGCUCGGGCUCUUCCAUCAAAGGAAAAACUGUUGUGGAUUUGGAUUGUGAAAAAGUGACUCCAACCAACACAACCUUUUUAACAACUGAUGCGUUAUCUUAA